AUGAGCAUUGCGAUGGAAACCGACGAAAAGAGCCCAGCUACUUUUCUACAGAACUAUGUAAUCUGUGUCAGCGGAUACUCUGUCGAUGAGAGACUCCUCCUCAAGAAGAUGAUCGACUUCUGUGGCGGAUAUUAUAUGGAAGACAUGGAGAGCAGCUCAGUGACUUACUUGUUAUCUAAGAACCCAGCUAGUGAUAAAACAAAACACGCGAUGAGGUGGGGUGUUCCAGUCUUGACACACCAAUGGCUCUUCGAUUGCAUGUAUGAAAGGAGGCUGUUGUCCAUUUGCCCAUAUCUGAUCAAUGCACGGAAAUAA
Messenger RNA from Entamoeba invadens IP1, 315 nucleotides. RefSeq lists its product as hypothetical. The record is from RefSeq and is a predicted model, not a curated record. The transcript has a single exon. Bases 1 to 315 code for a protein of 104 amino acids. NCBI's taxonomy places the organism in Eukaryota, Evosea, Mastigamoebida, Endamoebidae.